GUAGUUGUACGCGUGGUUUGACACUAAAACAAAAACUACUUAUAAAAAGGUUAUCGCUUCUUCUCUCUGUGCUCUCAGUAAUACGAACCAAAUCAAACUCAACCAUUUCCUUUGUCCCUUCCUUCCACCAUAACCACUUUCUCUUCUAGAUUAUAAACACUGACAAAACCCAGUUCAGAGAUAUACAUCGCUUGUUUUUACUCCAAACAGAUGAGAAAAGCUAAAGGUUUUAAGCUUAAAGGGAAGCCUAUUGUGAAGAUCUACAAAUGGGUCAUUAGCAGAAGAAAAAUAAGAACAAGAGGAAGAACAAGUACUAGUACUAGUAGUAGUAGUAGUAGCAACCCCAUGGCCAAAGUUCUCACCUUAGCUCGCUCUUUUCGAAGAGGAGCUAAGCAGCUCUGUUCUCCCAAGUCGGGUUAUGUCCCGUUGAGCCAUGACCCGGUUGAGAGUCCGAAACAACAGCAAGUGCAAGGGAUACCUAAAGGUCACCUGGCUGUGUACGUGGGAGAGUCACAGGACGAGACUCAGAGGUACUUGGUGCCUGUGAUAUACUUCAAUCACCCCUUGUUUGGGGAUCUGUUGAAGGAGGCUGAGAAGGUCCAUGGCUUCAACCAUCCGGGUCGGAUCACCAUACCCUGUGGAGCAUCCGAGUUUGAGAAGGUUCAGAUGAGGAUUAUUGCCUCUGGUGGUGGUGGGGAGCACUGCCGGCGGCGUCGUUUUAGGCGGAGCAUCUCUAGGUGGCUCUCCAAAUAAUGGACUCCGGUGAGUUUGGAUGAGGCGUAGUUUGUAUACGUCCAAAAUUUGGACUCCAAAUUCACACCCAAUAAUGAUUUUGCUGCUGCUUCUUUUUUUCUUUUUUUACACGAAGAAUAUUUUCCCCAUGAAAAAUGGGGUUGAUACUUGAUACAAGUAAAUGAGUAAAUAUAAUUAAAUAUGUAGCUGAAUUUGCUUUAGUA
Molecule: messenger RNA, 956 nt
Organism: Humulus lupulus (European hop)
Lineage: Eukaryota; Viridiplantae; Streptophyta; Magnoliopsida; Rosales; Cannabaceae
Product: auxin-responsive protein SAUR36-like
Exons: 1
Coding region: 211-753 (180 amino acids)
Biological process (GO): response to auxin
Source: RefSeq, a predicted model, not a curated record